This is a messenger RNA of Rotaria sp. Silwood2, 570 nucleotides long. The record is from the annotation of a GenBank genome assembly. Lineage: Eukaryota; Metazoa; Rotifera; Eurotatoria; Philodinida; Philodinidae.
AUGACUGCAUCACAAUUAAACAAGGAACUCUACAGCAAUAUAACUCGACUAAAAUUGUUAAAUGCAACUACUUCAGAUCCUAAGUUUGUACUUGAGAAGUCACCAUUUUCAGAUAAUGGUGAAGAAACAGCAGGGGCUGCUGCUUCAAGCAAACCAGAUAUCCUAGUUAUUGGACGAAUUUUUCCAGAAUCAGAAAUAUUUAGAGAAGGAUCAUUUCAAAUUGAAAUGAAAUUAACACCAAAUUUUCCAUUUGAUCCACCAGAAGUACGUUUUCUUAAUAAAAUUUAUCAUCCAAAUGUUGCAGAAGAUGGUAAGAAAAAAAUUGAACUUGAUUUAUAUGAAGUUUUUCUUUUAGGUAAAUUUUGUCAUGAACUAUUAAAGAAACAUGCUAAAUGGUCAAAUAAAAUAUCUUUAGUUGAGGUUGUUAAAGCUGUUGUACAACAUAUCGACAAACCUGAUAUUGAUUAUUCACUUAGUCUUCAGCUUGGCCGUGAAUAUAUGGAAAAUCGUCCUGAAUUUAAUCGUAAAGCUUUGGAAUUUGUCAAAAAGUAUGCACUAUCACACAACUGA